CACACAUAGCUUUGACAUAGCAGAAUCGAGCUCGUCGACGUGUUAUCGCAAGAGUUUGUUAACGUGUCUUCACUCCAGUACUCGAAAUACCAAUAAUACGAUGGGUCUCCUUGCUAUUUUACGAAAAUUGCGAUCAAAUCCUGAUAAAGAGCUGCGUUUAUUAUUGUUGGGUCUGGACAAUGCCGGGAAAACAACCAUUUUAAAAUGUUUGGCAAGUGAAGAUAUUACACAGGUCACUCCAACACAAGGGUUUAAUAUAAAAAGUGUCCAGAGUGAGGGUUUCAAAUUAAACGUUUGGGAUAUUGGUGGAGCCCGAAAGAUUCGACCUUAUUGGCGAAAUUAUUUCGAGAAUACGGACGUACUUAUUUAUGUCGUUGAUAGCGCGGAUAUCAAAAGGCUGGAGGAAACGGGACAAGAAUUAUCGGAACUUCUGCUGGAGGAAAAGCUACGCGGAGUGCCGUUAUUGGUGUACGCUAAUAAACAAGAUCUAGGACACGCGGUAACGGCGGCCGAAAUAGCGGAGGGACUUGGUUUGCACAAUAUCAAAGAUCGUGAUUGGCAGAUACAAUCGUGUAUUGCCACAGAAGGCAAGGGCGUCAAGGAAGGUUUAGAAUGGGCGUGCAAGAACAUCAAGAGGAAAUAAUUAACGCUGUGGAAAUUGAAGAACAUAAUCGAUGUUUAUUCCACAUUAGGGCGCACGAAAGGAGCAGGUUUACCGUCCACUGUACAUUUUACACAUGAACUUUAUUUAUCUUUUAUCUACUAUUUACAAAGAACUCUUAUAUAUAUAUAUAUAUAUAUAUAUAUAUAUAUAUAUAUAUAAGAACAUUGCUGUUUGUGGAUUCGGUACGAUCGUCCGAAUGUUCGGUACACAUUCCUAUGAACACGCAUCGUCGUACCGAACGUAUCCAGUCGUAGGACUUCCGUCCAUUUUGGAAUGAGUCGCUCAACAUCAGUCAGAUUCGAGAAGUUCUAUUUUUCGCAUGAGAGAAUCGCCAUCCGUAACGGCGAAUGUUACAUUGUAAAGAAACGUGCCUUCUUGCUGUUUUCAUUGUAGAUUAAAAUUUUUAUAGAUUUAUCUAGUAAAGAUUCAUAAAGAUAACGGGACAACAGAAACGACACGAUAUGUAUUCGUAGAUAUAGUUAUUAAUAUAAUAUUUAUACCUAUAAUAGAGAUUUGAGCACCACAUGUGUUACUGCACUCACGGAAGUAGAAUCGCGGAGAUGCGCUAAAGCAUAACGCGCAGCAUGUACAACAAAACACGUUCAUAGCUGCGUAUCUUUUUAUCUUAACGAUUAAAUACCACAUAAGCAAUUAAGAAAAAAUUGCACGUUCCAAAUAAUGCCGGGUUCAAUGGCUUUUAAUUGGAAUUAGUCUGCGUCAUGCCAAUGUGCCGCGAUUUUUGCACAAUAUGUGAAACUAUGAUAAUAUUAUUUAUUAUAUUGAUUUAUUAUGCGUCAGAAUGUAUCUCGUUAAUAGCCAAUUUUAAAUGUAUAUUAUGUAAAAAGUAUGAAAAUGAGCAUUUUCCCAAGUGCGAGUCUUAAUACUUAUGUAGUAUUAAUUUUCAAAAUAGUCAAUUAAUGGAAGCAUUUGCGUGUAUUAAAAAUUUUCGAAAACUUUAGUUGUAAACUGUAAAAUCUAUCUAACCGACACGGAAGUCUCGGAAACGUCUAAAACCGUUUUACCCGCACUUUAGACAGUUAGUCCACGAGAUAAGCAUGUCUUCUAGACAUUUUCACGUCUUCUAUGCGUAUGUGUGUCGCUCGAUUAUAUUUCUUAAAAAUUUAAUAUUUAAAGUCAAUGUUUUAUAGUGUCUUCAUUUAUGUACAUAUAAAAAAACACUCCUUAAUAUUUAAUCGCUUCUACAUAUAUCUGCUACUGCAGUCAUCAAUAUGACUUCGUCUGGCGCAUUCCAUUUUGUGCAAUAAAUACAGACAGAAUAGAGAACAGAUAAGAACACCAUUUGGCGACACAUCUUUCUAGAGGCGACUUAACAAUGUCUUUCACAAACUGUUAACAAUCUAAAACUCAGAGUUCGUCGUUAUGAAUAUUUUCUGUAGUCACUCUAAUUUCUUCUUCGUGGAAAGCCGUACAUUCUGCUGGAUACUUGCUCUGAAAAUAGAAUGUAAAACAGUUUUUAAUUAAAUUCUGUUGUUUAUAAUCGAAUUAACACGACAAAUCAUACACAGAACAAAUACAAAUAUUUUCAGUAGCAAAA
Molecule: messenger RNA, 2219 nt
Organism: Ooceraea biroi (clonal raider ant)
Lineage: Eukaryota; Metazoa; Arthropoda; Insecta; Hymenoptera; Formicidae
Product: ADP-ribosylation factor-like protein 3
Molecular function (GO): GTPase activity; GTP binding
Source: RefSeq, a predicted model, not a curated record